CGCGGAAGUUGCCCCGUGAGUUUCAGAGAGAAACUGCAUCCUCUGGGAGCAAUGUCUCCCCCUUUCCAUUUCUCAUCCUGGGAGAGGGAGAGAGGGGGGAAAACUGUUCACUUAUUGCAACUGGAGUGAAUCCAAGGGAGGGAGCAGACUCUGCAGAGCUUGGUUCAGAAGAUUUGAAGACGGGAGUCUCAAAAUUAAGAGUCAGGACCUAAACAUUUUUUUGGGACGGUGGUUCUGUGAGAAGGAGAAAUGUUUGUGCUAUUUGCUCCUGCUUCAGCAUCAGUGAGACUGGAAAAGUCCAAGUGAGAGUGUUGCAGGGCCCUGAGCGUGGAACGAAACUGAAAACAGCUUGAGAAAGGAAUUCACAGCGGCGGGGGGAGAAGAAGAGGGAUCGUACACGUGUGUGUGUCCCAGAAGCUUCAAAUGGAGAAACCCGAGGAAUCCCGCAGCGUGGAGAGACCGUGGAAGUGCGGGGACUGCGGGAAAGGUUUCCGCGUCCCGUCUGCCCUGGAAACUCACCGGCGCAGUCACACCGGGGAGAGGCCGUUCAGCUGCUCCGAGUGUGGGAAAGGGUUCGUACAGGCCUCCCACCUGCUGACCCACCAGCGGGUCCAUACCGGGGACUGGCGGUCCACCUGCUCGGUGUGCGGGAAAGGGUUCACCCAGGCCUCGCACCUCUUGGCCCACCAGAGGGUCCACACCGGGGAGAGGCCGUUCACUUGCUCUACCUGCGGGAAGGGCUUCACUCAUUCCUCCCACCUAGUGGCUCACCAGCGGGUCCACACCGGGGAGAGGCCGUUCUCCUGCUCCGAGUGCGGGAAAGGCUUCACCCAGGCUUCCCACCUUCAGACCCACCGGCGGGUCCACACCGGGGAGAGGCCUUUCUCCUGCUCGGUGUGCGGCAAGGGCUUCAGCCUCUCGUCCCACUUGCUGAUCCACCAGAGGGUGCACACCGGGGAGAGGCCGUUCACCUGCUCGGUGUGCGGCAAGGAUUUCGGCGACCCUUCGGCCCUGCGGACCCACCGGCGGGUCCACACCGGGGAGAGGCCGUUCUCAUGCUCCGAGUGCGGGAAGGCGUUCAGCCGGUCGUCCGCCCUGCACACCCACAGGAGGGUCCACACCAGGGAGAUGCCCUUCGGCUGCCCCGAGUGCGGGAAGAGGUUUACCCAGUCUUCCAACCUGCUGGCCCACCGGCGGGUCCACACCGGGGAGAGGCCGUUCUCCUGCCCCGAGUGCGGGAAGGGAUUCAGUGACUCUUCCGCCCUGCUGAGGCACCAGCGGAUCCACACCGGGGAGAGGCCGUUCACCUGCCCGGUGUGCGGGAAGGGCUUCACUCGCUCGUACCACCUGCUGGCCCACCAGCGGGGUCACACCGGCGACAGGCUGUUCAGCUGCUCGGUGUGCGGCAAAGGCUUCGUCGACUCGUCCGACCUCCUGAGGCACCGGCGGGUUCACACCGGCGAGAGGCCGUUCGCUUGCACCGAGUGCGGCCGCACGUUCACCCUGUCCUGCAACUUGCUGAGACACCAGCGUGUCCACACAGGGCAGAGGCCAUUCACCUGCACGCAGUGCGGGAAAGGCUUCACUCAGUCGCAUCACCUCCUGGUACACCAGCGCGUUCACACCGGGGAGAAGCCGUUCAUCUGUCCCGUGUGUGGCCAAGGAUUCACUCAAUCGCACCACUUGCUGUUACACCAGCGCAUCCACACCGGGGAGAAACCAUUCACUUGCUCCGUGUGCGGGAAGGGCUUCACGCGGUCGUACCACCUGCUGCUGCACUUCCGCGUCCACACCGGGGAGAAACCGCCGUUCACCUGCUCCGAGUGUGGCAAGGGCUUCCUUCAGUCAUCUGAUCUCUGGAAUCACCAGCGGGUCCACACCGGGGAGAGACCGUUCACCUGCUCUGAGUGCGGGAAAGGGUACACUCGGUCGUCCUACCUGCGGAAUCACCAGCGGGUCCACACCGGGGAGAGGCCAUUCACCUGCUCCGAGUGCGGGAAGGGCUUCAAUCAUUCAUCCCACCUCUGGGAUCACCAGCGGGUCCACACCGGCGAGAGGCCUUUCACCUGCUCCGAGUGCGGGAAGAGCUUCAUCCAAGCGUCCCACCUGCUGACCCACAAGCGGGUCCACACUGGGGAGCGGCCGUUCACCUGCUCAGUGUGCGGGAAGGGAUUCCUUCAGUCGUGCCACCUCGUGGCACACCAGGGGGCUCACACCGGGGAGAGGCCGUUCUCCUGCUCGCAAUGUGGGAAGCGAUUCACCCAUUCAUCCAGCCUGCUGAGGCACCAGCGUGUUCACAAGUGAGCGCAGUGACUGAUAUUCUGCUGCUGUAAGUCACAUCCAGGACUGAAACCUGUUUAUUCUGACAGUGGGUGGAGCAGGAGCGCCAGAGGGUCCCCUUUCUGCUGGACUAGCUGCUCUCAACCACCCCACUUCCAGUGGGGGGCUGAUGCUCUUUGAGCUUGGGACUGCAUGUUCCCACUGAACUGAUCCACAGAAACUGAGGAAGUAGAUUUAUUGUACUGUAGGGAGUAAAUGGUAUUUGUUCUACCACUGCGGGAGAUCUAGAAUAAACACGUUUGUCUCUGUUCCAGAGAUAGUAGGAACUGCAGAUGCUGGAGAAUCUGAGACAACAAGGUGCAGAGCUGGAUGAACACAGC
Messenger RNA from Rhincodon typus (whale shark), 2660 nucleotides. Its product is annotated as gastrula zinc finger protein XlCGF57.1-like. The record is from RefSeq and is a predicted model, not a curated record. Gene Ontology annotation, biological process: regulation of transcription by RNA polymerase II. Lineage: Eukaryota; Metazoa; Chordata; Chondrichthyes; Orectolobiformes; Rhincodontidae. Gene Ontology annotation, molecular function: DNA-binding transcription factor activity, RNA polymerase II-specific; RNA polymerase II cis-regulatory region sequence-specific DNA binding. The transcript has 4 exons. Bases 424 to 2304 code for a protein of 626 amino acids.